UCAAGGUCAAGGGAAUAUACAACAAUGGCAGCCGUAUUUCUUUCCAUGUUCACUAUUAUUCUCAUCAUUUCAUCUGUUGUGUGCUCUUCUAAUUCAAUGAGUGUAGACUACUAUAAGCACACGUGCCCGGAGGCGGAGCCGGUGGUCGCCAAAAUGGUACAUAAGGGCAUGAUCAAUGACAAAACUGUUCCAGCAGGUUUACUCAGAAUGCACUUCCAUGAUUGUUUCAUUAGGGGUUGUGAUGCUUCUGUGGUGUUGAAUUCCACUGGGAAAGAGAAGGCUGAAAAAGAUGGUGGUCCAAAUAUUUCAUUGCAUGCAUUUUAUGUAAUUGAUCAUGCAAAGGAGGAGUUGGAGAGCAAGUGCCCCGGUGUGGUCUCCUGUGCUGACAUUCUGGCUCUUGCCGCUAGGGAUGCCGUUGCACUUUCUGGAGGGCCUACUUGGGAUGUGCCUCAAGGGAGGAAAGAUGGGAGAAUCUCAAAGGCCAAUGACACAUUGCAAUUGCCAUUCCCCACAUUCAACAUCUCCCAAUUGCACCAAAGCUUCUCCCAAAGAGGCCUUUCUUGGGAGGAUUUAGUUACACUCUCAGGAGGGCACACACUGGGUUUCUCCCACUGUUCCUCCUUCCAGAACAGGAUCCACAACUUCAACAGCUUAAACGACGUGGAUCCAACGAUGAACCCUGCAUUCGCGGGCGACCUGAGGAGGGUUUGCCCCAUUCACAACAAGGUGAAGAGCGCCGGAGCCAACUUGGAUUCUUCACCAACUCUAUUUGAUAAUGCAUACUACAAAAUGCUUCUUCAAGGAAAGAGCAUCUUUUCCUCCGAUCACGCGUUGCUCUCAACUUCAAAAACUAAAGCAUUGGUCCACAAAUUUGCAGCCUCUCAAGAAGGAUUUUUUGAGGCGUUUGUGAAGUCGAUGAUCAAGAUGAGCACCAUUAAUGGUGGUGGGACUGAGAUCAGGUUGAAUUGCAGAGUUGUUAAUUAAUUAAUUAAUUAAAUUGAUCGGGAUCUUUGGCAAAAAUUUGUGUUCAUUCAAAUUGUACGGUGCAUCCAUGUCAACUAAUCUCAAUUAGGAUUUAUUAAUCCCUAAUUAAGAUUUGUUAAUUCCUGAUUAAUAUUUUAUCAAAUAGAAUCGGGAUUUAAUU
Messenger RNA from Salvia miltiorrhiza (redroot sage), 1144 nucleotides. RefSeq names its product peroxidase 64-like. Gene Ontology annotation, biological process: hydrogen peroxide catabolic process; response to oxidative stress. Gene Ontology annotation, cellular component: plasmodesma; plant-type cell wall. The transcript is spliced from 4 exons. The record is from RefSeq and is a predicted model, not a curated record. NCBI's taxonomy places the organism in Eukaryota, Viridiplantae, Streptophyta, Magnoliopsida, Lamiales, Lamiaceae. The coding region runs from base 25 to 984 and encodes 319 amino acids. Gene Ontology annotation, molecular function: heme binding; peroxidase activity.